Molecule: messenger RNA, 3959 nt
Organism: Prionailurus viverrinus (fishing cat)
Lineage: Eukaryota; Metazoa; Chordata; Mammalia; Carnivora; Felidae
Gene: MTG2
Product: mitochondrial ribosome associated GTPase 2
Exons: 7
Coding region: 1667-2869 (400 amino acids)
Cellular component (GO): mitochondrion
Molecular function (GO): GTPase activity; magnesium ion binding; GTP binding
Source: RefSeq, a predicted model, not a curated record
CAGAGCCUGGAGCCUGCUUCAGAUUCUGUCUCUCCCUUUCUGUCUCUCCUCCUACCCUGCGGCGUGCGCGCUCUCUUUCUCUCUCAAAAGUAAAUAUUAAAAAAAUAAUAAAGUGGAGCCCUUGCCAUGUGCUGAGUACCUUUCCAGCAAUUGUAAAAGCCCCAUCCUGUAAUCAUAACAUCCACUGGACUCUGGACCCUGGGUUUCAUCACUGUCUGGCCUUUACCUGCUGAACGGGCCCAGUAGACAGAUGCUCCCAGGAGGAAUCUGAGCUCACUUCCUGAGUUCCCGCAGUAGAGACCAGCACUCUCCAGAAGGACUCUCUGUAAUGGUGGAAGUGGGAUGUCCAGUAUGGGGCCCGCUGACCACACGUGGCUGUCAGCACUUGAAAUGUGCCUUGUGUAACUGAGGGACAGUAUUUUUACAUUUUUAUUUAUUUAUUUUAAAUGUUGUUUUUGAGAGAGAGAGCAAAGGAGGGGCAGAGACGGGGACAGAGGAUCUGAAGCCGGUUCUGUGCCAUCAGCACGGAGCCCGAUGCAGGACUUGAACUCACAAAGGGUGAGAUCGUGAUCUGAGUCAAAGUCGGAUGCGCAGCUGACCGAGCCACCCAGGCGCCCCGUUUUUAAAUUAUUAACUAAUUUAAAUUGAAUAGCCCCAUGUGGUUGGCUCAUUGGGCAGUGCAGGGAUGGCAUUAGAAGGAAAACAGCAGUGUGGAACAAAGUUGAACUUGUUACUUAUCGAGGGAAGCCCUGUCACUCAGGCAUGCAAUCAGCAGGCUUUUCCACCCGGCGCUGGAAGGGCCGGAAGGAGGAAGUAAGCCCAGUAGGCAAGAUUCAGAGCGCAGGUCUCUGGCUGGCCCCUGUAGCCGAUGACCUUCUCUGCCACAGGUCUCCGGGUUUCGUGUCACCGGUGCCCUGUACCUGGCGUCGGCCGGGGCUGGGUGCACGGUACAGCCCUGCAGCGGGCUUUGCCGUGGAUGUGCUGGUGGCAAUGCUGGAGGACUUGUCCCUUUACCAGUUUCCUCGCUCCGCCGCUGCCGCCUGACCACUCAGACCUCGGGGGAGCCACUUUCCCUCUUCAUCUGCCAGUCGGGGGACUGAACGUACUUUGCUUACAGAGUAGUUGUGAGGCCCAGAUAAGGCGAUCCCUAAAAAUACUCAGCUCAGUAUUUUGCAACGCGGUAGACGUCUUGAAUGUUGAUAGUUACGCUUACUUCUAGGCACUUUUUAUGUAUGGCGCUAUCGUGGAUGAGACCGUUUUCUUCAUUUUCCAGUUGUUUGCCGCUAGUGUAUGAGUACAAUUGGUUUUUGUGCGUUAACCUUGUAAUCUGCAAACUUGGUUAAUCGUUUUAUUAAUUUUAGUCAUUGUUUUAUAGGUUUUCCUGGGACUCUCUGUGAAACAAUCGUAUCUUCUGCGCUGUCACCUCUCCUUUUUUGUUUUGUUUUAAUUCUUUAUUGCAGCGUUUGAAACACAGUGUUGCGUAGCAGUGGUGAGCAUAGCGGCCUUUUCUCCAUCGUGGGUAACAGUCCAGUCUUUCUCCAUCCCGUGUGAUGGCCGCGUGGGCCAGAUGCCCUUUGUCAGCUUGGAGAUGUACCCUCCCGUUCCUCAUUUGCCGCAGCGUUUCCUUUUCCUGAUCACAAAUGGCUGUUGACUUGGGUCAGGAGCCAUGGUGCCUUCGAGGCUUCUCUCAGUAGGACCGCGGACCGUGUUUGGGGGCGUGGGGCGCUGGACUCGGGUCGCGCCCGGCCAGCUCCCGUGGCACGCUCCCCCCAGGCUGCUCUCGGCCAGCUGUGCGGACCUCUCCAAGCACCAGGAGCCCCCCGGAAAGAAACCGCUCUCCGAGAAGAAGCUGAAGAGGCAUUUUGUGGACCAUCGCCGAGUGCUCAUCCGAGGGGGAUGUGGAGGCGACGGGGUGAGCUGUUUCCACAGUGAGCCCCGGAAGGAGUUCGGAGGCCCCGACGGUGGUGAUGGAGGUGACGGUGGCCAUGUCAUCCUGAAAGCUGACCAGCAAGUCAAGUCGCUGUCCUCUGUGUUGUCGCGGUACCAGGGUUUCCACGGGCAAGCCGGCGGCCGGAAGAACUGCUCCGGGCGAGGCGGCGCUGUCCUCUACAUCCGGGUCCCUGUGGGCACCUUAGUGAAGGAGGGCAGUGAAGUCGUAGCUGACCUGUCCUGCCCGGGCGCGGAGUACGUCGCCGCUCGGGGAGGUGCAGGAGGAAAAGGCAACCGCUUUUUCCUGGCCAAUGACAACCGUGCACCGGUGACCUGUACCCCCGGGCAGCCCGGUCAGGAACGUGUCCUCUUCCUGGAGCUCAAGACGGUGGCCCACGCCGGGAUGGUUGGGUUCCCCAAUGCCGGGAAGUCCUCGCUUCUCCGGGCCAUUUCGAACGCGAGGCCUGCCGUGGCGUCCUACCCGUUCACCACCUUAAAGCCCCACGUUGGGAUUGUUCGCUGUGACGAUCACCAACAGAUAGCAGUGGCGGACAUCCCGGGCAUCGUCCGGGGCGCGCACCGGAACAGGGGCCUGGGGAGCGCCUUCCUCAGGCACAUCGAGCGCUGCCGCUUCCUCCUGUUCGUGGUGGAUCUCUCGGAGCCAGAGCCGUGGACUCAGCUUGAGGACCUGAAGUGGGAGCUGGAGCAGCACGAGGCCGGCCUGUCCCAGCGACCCCACGUGGUCGUGGCAAAUAAGGUCGACCUCCCCGAGGCCAGGGCUGCCGUGCCCUGGCUGCGGGCGCGCCUGGGCCCGAGCGCCGUCGCCCUGUCGGCGGCCACCGGGGAGAACGUGGAGGCGCUGCUGCUGCGUCUGCAGGAGCUCCACCGCCAGCACGAGGCCACCGAGCUGCAGCACGGCCGCCAGCCGCUCAGGUGGUAGGCACCCCCCCCCCCCCCCCCCCCCCGCUCGGCGCGGAGACGAGAGUCGCUUGCGAAGAAGAAUCGGCAGGCAGCGUUGGUGCCGCGCCCACCGGGGCUCCCCCUCCGGCAGACUCCGCCCCUCCCGUACCCGCCGGCGGGCGGAGGGGGUCUCGUGCAUGUCGCUCGGCGCCCUCAUCGGCGAGGACCCCGUGGCCGUCACAUGCGGCCGAGCGGCCUGAACUUAGAUGAGCCAAGCGGAAAACCGCGCCCCGGGCCCGAGCGGGAGGCGCGGGCCCAGGAGCCCCCACACCGGAACCGUCAGUGCCGGCAGCCGCCCCCGAGGCCCGCACGUCCUAGGAGGGGACAGGAGGGCGCGGGGACCGGGUGCGCCCACAGGCGCGAGGCUCUUCUCAAAUGCCCCCGUCUGAGAGCAGCAGGAAGGGCGACGCCUCCCCGGUUGUUCCCAGACGGAGCUGUGCUGCGCGGAGCCGCUUGCGUCACGACUGAAUGCACCCAAUAUCCGACCCGGGGACGCGGCUGGCUCCCGGCCGCGUGCGGCUUAUUAACUCAGGGCGCAGACUUGUGUUCCCCCCAGAUAAAGUCUGACGCUUGGGGCACGGCCCUGAGGACCCUUUAGGGACAAAGUGGAUGGGGAGCAGGGGACCCUGGAUCCUGUGGGGACUAGCCACGGGGGUCCCCGCCGCCGGCUGCUGGGCCUGGGGGGCUGGGUGCCGGGCGCCCCCUCAGAUGAUAAACUUGACCUGAGCCCUCAGGAGCAGCUCCGUUCUGAACUUCCGUCACAUCUGCGCUGGAACCAGAGUCCCUUGCCUGCAGCUUUAUUUUAAUGUCUGAUAAUUUCCGAGGUCCUUGUGUUCUGGAAACACAGAUGGGUUUUGCGAUCUCUUUGCUCUCUCUGGGGCCACCACAAAGGCUUUCGUAGAGCCGCAUUAAUUAUCGUGGCCUUUCAUCUCUGGCUGGGCCCCGGCACGCGGUACUCUGCACAGGGGCGACACUGGCUGCCUCCCCGCGUCUGCCCUGCUCUCGGCCGGGCCCCCGGCAGCCUCAGCGCCUGACCCAGAAGACGCUCUAAUAAAUAUUUAUGGAACGAA